ACAAUUUAAGUUUGCCAAUUAUUAAAACAACAAAUAAUUUGUUAUAAUUAGGAGUAGUUAAUUGAUCAUGAUUAAUGAGCAAAUUUUUAAACAUGAACAUGUUACAUAUUGGUCAGAGUGUGCAAGGACAGUCUGGAAGUAACAGUGUUUUGUAUUAACUGACAUCAUGAAUUCGUUCAACUACCAAACUUUGUCGUUUAACAACGCGGACUACAGCUACGGUUCAAAUGGAUCUAUGCAGCAGAGUACAUCAUAUUUGCCCCAAAGCGUUUCCAAGACUUGUGACUAUAACUGCAUUUGUUGUGCCCGUUUUCACGUUGGAAACCCUUGCCCUUGUAAUACACCGAAGACAUCCAUUGGGACCCAAACAGACCUGGAAGUUCCCCAGGGACUUGAUUCUGAGCGUUUUUGGAAACGUGGAACCUAUGAGCAUAGCAUUUUACAGAAAUCCGUACAUGAUGUUGUUCAGAAGUACCACCUCAGUGGGAAAGCAGAUGCUAGUUGGGAGCAAGCAACGAGUGAGAUCAUGAUUUCAUUUACAAAGGACAUGCCACAGACAUCAACAAACCGGCAGAAAAUUCAACAACGCAUGAAGAAAGCGAUUUAUUGGCUUAAAUUCUAUGGGAAGAAAAAAACUCAAGCCAUGAAGGAUGGGCAGAAGUCGGUUUUUCGAUUCUUGUGCAAGUCUAGGAAAGAGAAGUCUCAGACCACACCAGCUGCAACCAGCACAUUGUUUAAAGAUGCCCAUGAUAUAGGAGCAGACAAUCGUGGAGAUGACACAUUAGAGGAGAUGAUGUCCACACCUCCCUCUGAAGAUGAUGACAGCUCUGACAGUGAUGUCCCAUUGUCUACGUACAUCAGGAAAGGAAAGACAAAGAAAGGACAGUAAAGAUCACAGACAUUAUAUAUGUGUGAUGAUAUUCCAGUGACCCCAUGAUUGUGCGCAAAAGACUGAUUCACUUCACUACAAGCCUGUAUCAUGUCUAUUUACUAAGUUCUUGUAUGGGCCUAUGUGUAUUUAAAUGUAUAAUUUGGCAUGUUUACAAAUAAAAUGAAAUAAAAUCAUAUGGAAAUUAAUGUAUCAUUUUUGUUGAAAUAAAGUCACCAUUCUCUAAACUUAAAUGGUAGAGAUUAUAAAGAUGUUGACAGGUAUCAUUUGCCUAGGAAUAAAUAAACUUCUGUUUCACUCAUGGUUGAGGAAAUUCGAGAGUUCUAACGUUAAGAGUCUCGAAUUUCCUCAGCGUUGAGUGAACACCAGUUCCACGCAUACACGUGAAAUACAUCAAAAUUAAUGUAAAAUUACACAUACCUGCGAAGACUGUUCAAGCCACAGCUUUAGGUUUUCAAGUUGUCUUCUUCUUGAUUGAUUCUUUGAAAGUACACUCGAAACAAACGAUAGGCUAUCAGUACACGUGCUACAUGUUGCAUGGUUUACGUUUAGAAACCUUUUGAGCUCCAUAGCAAGCAUUCUGUACUUUUAUGGCUAAUUACAAAUGCUCUCAGUAAAUGGAUACAAUGUUCAAACAAUUCACGGUAUCCGUUGCUGAUCUGAGGCACUUGCAAUAGAGUACAUUUUGAAAUGUCAUGUAUUUUCGAGGUUCAAAU
Molecule: messenger RNA, 1605 nt
Organism: Magallana angulata
Lineage: Eukaryota; Metazoa; Mollusca; Bivalvia; Ostreida; Ostreidae
Exons: 4
Coding region: 167-889 (240 amino acids)
Source: RefSeq, a predicted model, not a curated record